GGCAAAAGUGGGGUGCAACUCCAAUAUUAGGAAGGUGUUCCUAAUGUUUUGUACACUCGGGGUAUAUUAAAUUACAAAUUAUUUAAUUGAUUGGGUUCUAAUGUAUUAAUUGAUUGAUUGGGUGCAGUCCCAGUUUUACAUAUCAACGACAUUUUCAGCAUGGUCUAAAAUUAUAUAACCAACAGCCUAUAAUAAAAUGUUAUUAUAGAGAGGAAAUGUGUGGUAUCAUGGAUAUGGAUAAAAAUGGCUCAAUUUCAUUGUCCAAUACAUGAAAUAUAUGCUGCUGUCUUGAUAAACAAAAUAAUGUCCCCUGUUGUGGUAGUAUUGCUUUAAGAGGCUUGUAUCUGUCCACGCGACGCAGUUUACACACAAGCAGCAAGGUCCCACAUCCUGGUAUUUUUCACCGUUGUCAAGGCAGCGAUAGAGAGAAAGGCUGGCUCGCGGAAAGUAUCUGCAGUGUCCUGACAGUAUAUCUGUCCAAACGUUAACAAACUGUCCCGGAAAGUUAGGUGUAACUACCAGGACUUUACCAUCUGGCGUCUGUUCAUUUCAAGAUGUGGCAGGUGACCACCAGAGAUGGGAGACGGACAUAACAAGACCUAUAGGAUGUUACUCAAUAGCUAAAGGCUGACGAUAUCCAUAUCUGGAGAACAUUGGAUGAAAAAGAGUAGGAUGAGUGAGGAGUCCGCAGCCAGCACAGUUUGGUGAAGAGUAGGAACGGUGACCAAGCAGCGACACGACCAUAAUGCCAACCACCCAGGGAACUGGAGGGGCUGGCAGCCCACGGGUUCAGCGCUACCGUCCGGCCUCGGAGUUUGACGACGCCACCCUUGCCCAGAAGAGAGAGUACUGGAGGACCAAGAAACGAGAGCAGAGGGCUAAGCUGUCAGAGGUCAAGAGGGAGAGGUCAAAAGCAACAAACCGAGGGAGUAAAUCCUUGGGCAGCAAUGCAGUCCAUAAAACCUCAAUGGGGUUGAAUUCCAGUGCCUCUUGUUCAAUAGCAGGGUCUGCCCCCCCUUUGUUGAAAAGUGAUGGUUCCUACCAAACUAAUGUCGGCGGUGCACCUGUAGUCCUAUUGAAGGGAAAGGGUUCUGCUGUCUCCUAUAAUCAGAACCAUAGUGUUGGGGAAGGGGGUCAAAACUAUUCCUCAGCAAACCAAAAGCAGAGUUGGUUCCAGAGGAUAAAACUCAACAAAGUCUUGCCUCAGUUUCCAACGUCCAGUGCAGGCCCAGGAAAAGGUGCAAUGGUCUGCAAGAUGGCAGUGAAAAGUUCUCCAACAGGGGGCGCUGUGAUUGGAACAGUUACCUCAGCCAAACCCAAUGGAGUGCUUCUCAACAGUGGCUCCUUUGUGCCUCCGGUAAGAGUGGCAGUGAGAGCCUCAGGCUCUGCACCUCGCCAACCACAGAGCGGAAUUACUAUUCUCAAUGGCAGCUCUCCUGUAGUGUCAUCUCAGCAGCAUCUGGCCACCCAGAGUGUAUCAAGGCCUGAUGCAAUGACAAAGACGCAAGUUACAGUGUCUGUUCAGCCUAGACCGCUAACCACUAACAUUACCACAGGGAAGACCAUUGUGACCACUCAGUCUGCCCCUGUGCUCGUUCACAAACCAGGGGUUAGGCCUAGAGGGAUGAAAGUAACACCGCUAGGCGGGAAAAAGAGUGCAUUGGUCGCAGCCCAAGGAGUUAGAAGCAUCAACGACACAUCAGCUACACUGGAGACUGAGGAGGAGCGAGCCGCCAAGCGCAGAGAGAAUUGGCGUAUCAAGAAAAGAGAACAGCGAGCGAAGCAAGCGGCUAGGUUAACAAAGGCCAGCAAGAGAAUCACGAACAUGGAGAUAUCGUUGCAGAAAGCAGAACUAUUACCAACCGUGGACGUUGAACGUCCCCUGUCUGCUUUGAGCGGACAUGGCCAGAGGCAGUGUGUUAGUAGGGUCAGUGCCCCGUUCAUCUCAGCCGGACGCCUGCUGAAGAACGCCAGAGCAGUGGCUAGCAUUGCUGUCAAAAGGGAGUCUGACGAUUCAAUCCUGGCUAAGCUAACCGCAGUCAACGCUAAUCAACAGACCAUUCAGCUAAGAGUAGAGAAUCCACAGGAGGCUAAAGCAACAAUGCAGACUGGUAUCGCAUCUAAUAUCAUUGGUUAUAAACCAGCAGGGGAACCAAGCAGAAGGCUUCCUGGUCCAGUGCAGUUUGCCAACGUUAGCCGAGGGAUGGUCCGUUGUAGGACUCCGAGACAGAGGUUAAUUGAAACCCAAAAUAAUUUCCUGGGUCAGAGAAAUAUGAGGAAGUCCCCCUGUCAUGCCAAAGCCUUCACAACCCACAAUGCACCCCGAGAUGACCCAACAGAGACCCCUGAGCAGAGGGCGGCCCGGAAGCGGGAAUACUGGCGUGUCAAGAAGCGGGAGCAGCGAGCCAAGCUGUCGGGCGAAGUGCGAGCUAAGAUGAAGGAGAGGGAUGCUCUGAUGCAAAGAGUCAAGCGUUACCAGAGCAUACUUGAGGAUAUGAGGAAGGCCAGAGCGGCGGGCUGCAACACACUGCCACAACCAACAGAAAAUAGGCCUACUCACACCAACGCCUCAGAGACCAUUGGAGGGUUCAUCAUGGAGGAUGGUACAUUGACCAAUAACAUUCCUCAAAUUGAUCUCACUACAGAAGCAAAAGAGACUGGGGGUGAAAUUGGCAGCAGUAGUGGGAUGCCUGUAAAUAAUUCAUUUACCAACAUUAACACACACCGCCAACACCAACUGCUUCCCAAACCUACUAGUGAUACCUCUAGUAAUGUGGUGUUAAGUCAUCAAACACAGGACAACCCACCACCUCCUCUAAUCCGCUCUGCUCAGUUUAAAGUCUCCUGUCCUCCCGUCGGCGUGUCAAUCAUGAAGCCUCCCAGGUUGGUUUCAAUCAGACCGAGGACUGAAUUUCGCAGCACACCGAAAAACCUCCAGAAUUCUCACACAGUCUUCCAGCCCCAGAGUCAUAUCACCCUCACACAUCCUCAAAACAUCCAAAACACCUUUCCUGGUGUGCCUACAGUGAUGCCAAAGCCGGCUAGCUGUGUCAUGCAGAUGGCUGUCAAAGCUUCUACAGCAUCAGCAGUGCUUAACUUGGACCCAAAGCUAACAGAGGAAGAAAGUAUGGCUAAGAAAAGGGAGUACUGGAGGGUAAAGAAACGAGAGCAGAGGGCAGCCCGUGCAAUCCGCUUAAGGCAAGGAGUUCAAGCUAGGGGAAACGCUGCCUCACAGAAGAGGCGGAACCAAAGGUUAGCACGAUUAGCCACAGCCAAUCCCAAUGUCAACACCUCUGUCAACCACACACUCACUAUCAAGCCUCUCUCAAACACCAGUGUGUCCACGCCUCCACAGGGGAACCAAAUAAAACAAGAGAGAGAAUCAAUCUCAACAGACGCUCCACUGGAACAACCACUCUGUGUUGAUAUCAAACCGUCCCGGUCUCCACCACAUCCAGAGCCAACAGACCCAGCCUUGAGUGCUGACAGCCAGGCCACCACUCUCCUGGCAGUGGCCUCUAUGAAGAAGCUCCUGGAGGAAUCCCUCAGCACUGUGGCCGACUGUAAAAUGGAACAGCCUGACUGUAUUACAGAACAGCUGCCUUGUAAAAGUGAACCCCAGGCUUGUUCCACCGAGGAGAAUGCCGUCCAGAUUGAGGUCAAGCCAAAUCUACCUCUGCUCACCCUGGGAGACGAGGAGAAGGCCUCCAUAUCUGGCGACCUAUCGUUGGAGGUCAAAGGGUGGCAGGUGGAUGCUGACGCCCCGCCACCAUGUCAGGUGACCAUUUGUCCAUUGAGUCCUCAUCCUAAGGACUCUCCCCUAUCUAGUCCUUGCACUAAGACCCUCUCUUUCUCAGCUCCCCCUCUCACUCUGUCCGAACCCCCCUCUCACACACCCACACACUCCUGCUCCCACAAGGCAGCCUCCGGAGGACCACUCCUUCCUCUCCCUCGUAGAGCCCAGAGGUUGCGUGCCAAAAAGGCAGGCCACCACAACUGCUGCUCCCCAGAACUUCCGAAGCUACACCACCAGCCUCCACAACAACAACCACCUUACCAACUUCAAAAUCAACAACAGCGUCAACAACAACAUCAAAAACAACCCCAACAACAGCAGCAGCAUCAGCAACAUCACCACGCCCCAGCAGUGACAGACCAGAAUGUGACUCUGCAGAAGAAGAGGGAGUACUGGAGGAUGAUGAAGAGGCAGCAGAGAGCCAGGAAGGCCAGGCAGGGAGGAGGCGGGCUGAGGCAGGGGGACUACAGCCGACGACUGGCCCUCAAAGCAGCACAGGCUCCGAAUCUCCAUAUUGUCAAGACACAGACACAGAGGCCAGUGCAGAGAGGCGGGAGCUUCAGUCUACAAGCUGCACCAUUUCUCAAACCACAGCCCUCCCCCCUUUUCCAGCCUAUAUCUCCCCCUGCCUCUGGACCUCAGACAAGCCUCAGUAUGGUCACCAACAUCCCUACACUUCUGGUUGUGAGCCCCACCACUUCCAACAUUGGACAGCCAUCUGAUACACUACAGCUCAAACCUCCGGUCAACUGUACCAGUAUUUCCAAUUCAUCCAUUGGCCACACAGGGUCCCCCCAGACAUCUCAUAGCUUCAGUACCGCGUUUCUCCCUGUAGGAGGCAGUGUCACUGUCCCUCCAUUGGGUGAGGGGAAGAAAGGCGGGCUUCUAUUGGUGGAGAGCCAACAGGAAGCAGCCCCAGGGUCCAGCCCUGACUCGCCACGCGUCAGAAAAUGGCGACUGCAAGUGCAGGAAAGCUCAGACGCAGACACCUCACCCAUCGCUACUCUCACACCUCCGCCCAACCCUCUGACUAGCAUCAAGCUCUUACCCAUUCAUCCUCCCAGUCAAACAUCCACAUUCACACCAACACAGACCCCUUUCAAAUGUCAAGGUGCUCAGAUUCCUCAAAGUGGGAAUGUACAAAAUGUACGAUUGCCUACAAUGCAGGCGCUCAACAAAAGCCCCAUCUACAUAAGCUCCAUGGGUCCGCCCAAGCCAGUGCCGGGGGAGUCGGAAGAGGAGACUCUGAGGAAGAAGAGGGAGUACUGGAGGGUGAAGAAGAAGGAACAGAGAGCCAGGAAGGCCAUGAGGGACAGGGAGCUGACUGAGAAGAAGGCUUCGGUCAACUGGAGGUCCAUCCUCCCGAGCAGUCAGCCUCAACACCUGCUGCAGGGGCUGGAUACACAGGAACAUGAUCCUGACCGGUGGGUCAACACCUCCGAGGACUCUGAACUACAUCUAAGGACUUCCACAGAGACAGACAUGGGCUACUUUCCUGACCCAAGCCAUACGGAACCUAUAGAAGAGGAAUCAGAGCUCCUUUUCCCAGACGGUGAUCAUGACGACAACUACAACGGCCCCAUCUCAGAUGCUGUAUGGAGGAACUGCUUCCUCAUGGACUACGACCCCCUGAACCAGCUGCUGGUGUGCAUGGUGUGCGGGGAGCCACAGUACUCCCACAGCCUGGAGGGGGUGAGGGCCCACAUCGAGGAGGCUCACCCGGACACCCUGAGCCUGGUGCCCCCGGAGCGCCGGCACAUCCUGGAGGCCUGGGACGAGCAGGUGUCCAGGAGAGAACUUUUCUUCACCAGCCAGCUGCAGCAGCACAGCGGGGCAACAGGAGGGGACAGUGCCAACCUGCCAGCAGAAGUAGAAGUAAUGGUUGAUACAGAGGACUCCUCAUACCUGAAGAACAGCAAGAGCUCCAAAACCACCAAAAGACUCUGAGAGCUAAGGUGAGCAUUUGUGCCUUCUUAACAGUACAUUGAACUGACACCCUCCAUGUCUAAAUAUCAUAACGUUGACCACAGCUCUGAGUACCAAAGGGGGUAUUCCUAUCUGUCUGUAAGAACACAUUUUUAUUCAACAUAUUUCUGACAUUGCACAUCUUUUUUGACAAACUCCUACUUAUUUGUCUUGAUUUGCAGAAGCACAAAUAGCUAAAUGCCAGACAGCAUAAAACAACAUUGUCAGAAGAGGAAAAUAAAACAUUACUGCUGGUUUCUUUAAUGUCUGUUUAUUUUUACAGAGCAGUUCACCUCUACAAAGGAUACACUCAGCUUGAACUGCAUGCUUGUAUAUGGGUCAUUGAACCACAAGAGACAAGCUUUACCUCAUUAACUUUGGGAUAUAGACACAUUCGCUGUUUUUGAAAGCGCAGUUUUGUAGCGAUUGUCAUUCUCUAUUACUAAACCAAGUCUUCUAUGCCCUAAGCAAACAGUUAAUAUUCAUGAUGUCACUAGGUUCUAUAAUGUCAUUGUGCUUUAUGAAACCUACUAAAGCAGAAAGGAGGGCCCUCCUAGUCAACAGUAAUGGGUUAACAUCCCUGUUUUAUGUGCCCAUGACAAACAGGUCAGUGAAUGACAGGUCUUUGGUCUUACUCCUCAAUGUAUCAGGAUCAAUAUGAUGCAAGUUAGCGGACCUGUAAAUUUGACUUGACCAUGCGUCCUUUGAAAUUGCCUACGGGUGAUCAGUUGUUCGAUGGUUGAUAUUUGUCUGUACAUACAUUUUUAUAAUUUCAUUUUAUAUUUUUUUCACAAUUCCUAUGUUUUGUUAUUCAGAGGGAUGUCCUUGCAUGUGGGUAUUUUAAAUAUACCCUAAAAAGUAGAGAUUUUUUCGGUCACACUUUAAACGAAGAACAACUUAUAAAGCAGGGUUCCCCAACUGGCGUCCCACUGUUUUAUUUGCCCCCCAUGUUUUCUGAGCCAAAAAUAAGUGUUGGACAUAAGACUGUAAAAACACCAGCUCCGAGAUUGUAAUUUUGGAAAUCUGUUCCAAAGUAUUCCCACGCA
Molecule: messenger RNA, 6807 nt
Organism: Coregonus clupeaformis (lake whitefish)
Lineage: Eukaryota; Metazoa; Chordata; Actinopteri; Salmoniformes; Salmonidae
Exons: 7
Coding region: 746-5743 (1665 amino acids)
Biological process (GO): negative regulation of DNA-templated transcription
Source: RefSeq, a predicted model, not a curated record